This is a messenger RNA of Balaenoptera ricei (Rice's whale), 3683 nucleotides long. It is a transcript of the gene FARP2, whose product is annotated as FERM, ARH/RhoGEF and pleckstrin domain protein 2. The coding region runs from base 128 to 3223 and encodes 1031 amino acids. Gene Ontology annotation, molecular function: guanyl-nucleotide exchange factor activity; cytoskeletal protein binding. The transcript has 27 exons. NCBI's taxonomy places the organism in Eukaryota, Metazoa, Chordata, Mammalia, Artiodactyla, Balaenopteridae. Gene Ontology annotation, cellular component: cytoskeleton. The record is from RefSeq and is a predicted model, not a curated record.
GGCGCGCGACGCGGGGGCGGCCUACGGGCCUUCGCAAGCGGGAGGAGCAGACGCGGCGUCUGCAGGGCGCUGCAGGGGACAGCGGGGGCCUGGCGGCUGUGCAUUCCUCACUCUUAGCUGGUGAAGAAUGGGGGAGCUGGAAGGAACCUACCGCGCCCUGCAGACCCCAGGGACACGCCUAGGCGCCCCGACCCCCGCGGGCGUCAGCACCCUCGAGCCUGGGCCGGGCCCCUCGGCGGCAGCGGCGUGGCCGGCGGCCAGGACGCCCGUCCGAGUGCAGCUGCUGGACGACUCCGUCGAGGUGUUUGGCGUUGAGCCUAAAUGCGAUGGCCAGGUGUUACUGACCCAGGUGUGGAAGCGCUUGAAUCUGAUAGAAUGUGACUACUUCGGCUUGGAGUUUCAAAACGCCCAGUCCUGCUGGAUCUGGCUUGAACCUAUGAAACCCAUCGUUAGACAAGUACGAAGGCCAAAGAAUACAGUGCUUCGCCUAGCAGUGAAAUUUUUCCCACCUGAUCCUGGUCAGUUGCAAGAAGAAUAUACACGAUACUUGUUUGCCCUGCAACUUAAGAGAGACCUUCUGGAGGAGCGUCUGACCUGCACGGACACCACGGCUGCCCUCCUGGCGUCCCACCUCCUGCAGGCGGAAAUAGGAGAUUACGAAGAGGCGCUGGACCGGGAGCACCUGCAGGCCCACGAGUACCUGCCGGGCCAGGAGCGGGCCCUGGAGCGGAUCCUGGAGCUCCACCGGGAGCACGUGGGCCAGACGCCUGCCGAGUCGGAUUUCCAGGUGCUGGAAAUUGCCCGGAAGCUGGAAAUGUACGGCAUCAGGUUUCACACAGCUUCUGACAGGGAGGGGACCAAGAUCAACCUGGCCGUUUCCCACAUGGGCGUCCUCGUCUUCCAGAGCAGCACCAAGAUCAACACUUUCAACUGGUCCAGGCUCCGAAAGCUCAGCUUCAAGAGGAAAAGGUUUCUUAUCAAACUCCACCCAGAGGUCCAUGGGCCUUACCAGGACACCCUGGAAUUCGUGCUGGGGAGUAGGGACGCGUGUAAGAACUUCUGGAAGACGUGCGUAGAGUAUCACACCUUCUUCAGACUUUCCGAUCAGCCGAAGCCCAGAGCUAGAGGCGCCCUCUUCAGCAGGGGCUCCUCCUUCAGAUACAGUGGAAGAACUCAGAAGCAACUAGUGGAUUAUGUCAAAGAUGGUGGGAUAAAGAGGAUUCCGUAUGAAAGAAAGCACAGCAAGACCCGGAUGUCUCUCCGCGCCCUAAAUGCCAACUUGCCGAGGCAGAGCAUCUUGUUCACCGAGGGCACGAGGGCUGCCGCGUCCCCGUCUUCAGCAAGUGCCUCCAUCUGCGCGGGCCCCGCCUCCGCUCCAGCCCCCGUGGGCCCGCUCGAUUCCAAGGACAGCAGCGGCUCCCCGACGUGGCCCCCGGCUCCCAGCGCCAGGUGGCCAGCUGCGGAGAGGAGCGGCGUGGCCGCGGCCCAGCCCCACGGGCCGCCGGCAUUCCAGCCUUGCCAAGGCCUUUCCAUGGAGAGUCCUCAGCUUCCGUCCACCCGGAAGACCCCACCGAGCCUGAGCCCACUGGGCCCAGCCGAGCAGGGCUGCACUCCCCUGCUGAGCCCCGUCCUCAGCGACGCUGGCGGAGCCGGGAUGGACGACCAGGAGGAGCCGAGACACAAGUGUGCGCCCGUGGACGAGGCCUAUUUCAUAGCAAAGGAGAUUCUUGCUACAGAGCGAACAUACCUGAAGGAUUUAGAAGUUAUUACCGUGUGGUUCCGGAGCGCCGUGGUCAAGGCGGACGCCAUGCCUGCGGACCUGAUGACCCUGCUCUUCUCCAACAUCGACCCCAUCUACGAGUUCCACAGAGGCUUCCUGCGCGAGGUGGAGCAGAGGCUGGCGCUCUGGGAGGGGUCUUCCAGUGCCCAGGCCACAGGCGACCACCGACGAAUCGGGGACGUCCUGCUCAGCAACAUGCUUCAGUUAAAGACGCUCACCCGCCACUUCCAGAGGCUCCACGAGGUCCUGACGGAGCUGGAAGCGGCCAGCAGGCGCCUGCGGAGGCUGGAGGCGCUGCGCCGGGACUUCGAGCUGCAGAAGGUCUGCUACCUGCCGCUCAACGCCUUCCUGCUGAAGCCGCUGCAGCGCCUGCGCCACUACCGGCUGCUGCUGCGCCGCCUGUGCGCCCCCGACCGCCAGGACUCCGGCCGCGGCGACCAGGACCGCGCCGACCGCCGCGAAGCCCUCAAGGCCAUCACGGAGGUGACCUCCACCCUCCAGCACAGCCUCGCCCGGCUGGAGAACCUCCAGAAGCUGAUGGAGCUGCAGCGGGACUUGGUCGGCAUAGAGAACCUCAUUGCUCCCGGCAGGGAGUUUAUCCGCGAGGGCUGCCUCCACAAGCUCACCAGGAAGGGCCUGCAGCAGAGGAUGUUCUUCCUGUUCUCAGACAUGCUGCUGUACACAAGCAGAGGCGCCUCGGGGACCAGCCACUUCCGGAUCCGGGGGCUCCUUCCGCUGCGCGGCAUGGUGGUGGAAGAACGCGAGAAUGAGUGGUCUGUCCCGCACUGUUUCACCAUCUACGCCGCUCAGAAGACAGUCGUAGUGGCAGCCAGCACCCGGCUGGAGAAAGAAAAGUGGAUGAGGGACCUGAACGCCGCCAUCGAUGCAGCCAGGAGCAGCGCCGACUCGGCCCUGGCGCCGCCGGGCGGCGUGCUGGGCCCCCUUCCCCGCGGGCCCUCCGACGAGGUCUCUCUGGAGGAGUCGGAAGACGACGCUCGCGGGGCCCGCUGCUCCUCAGGGGGGCCGGGCCAGCACCGGGUCAGCACCGCCAUGCACGUGUGCUGGGACCGCACCACCAGCAUCUCCAGGGCCGACCGCAGCGCGGCCGUCGAGAACCAGCUCUCGGGAUACCUGCUGAGGAAGUUCAAGAACAGUAACGGCUGGCAGAAGCUUUGGGUGGUCUUCACCAAUUUCUGUUUGUUCUUCUACAAAACUCACCAGGACGACUGCCCCCUGGCCAGCCUCCCGCUGCUGGGCUACAGCGUGAGCCUCCCCGGGGAGGCCGACGGCAUCCACAAGGAGCACGUCUUCAAGCUCCAGUUCAAGUCCCACAUCUACUUCUUCCGGGCUGAGAGCAAAUACACAUUCGGGAGGUGGAUGGAGGUGAUCGAGAGCGCCAGCACCUCACCAGGGAGGGCCGGGACCCCUGAGGAGGAGGCGUGAAGCCCACCCCGCCCGGCUGAGGAGAGCCGAGCAAGCAGAGCAGGGCCAGCACGUGCCCACGACUGCUCGUCCCGUGUGCCCCCUGCAGACUGGCAGUGGGUGGGCCUCACAGGGACACCUGGGAGGGGCACAGGCCCCCUCAAGACCCAGUCGCUCUCUUGGCCCCGUGGGGCACCAGGACGAACACGCGUGUGCGUGGAAACAGGCCCAGCUCCAUGCACUGACGAGGCUGGUGCUCACCUGCCCUCUGUCCGCCUCCAGAGCAGGACCUUGCCUUUCAGGCUGGGUGAAAUGAGGGGUGGGGACAGGGCCCCUGGGUCACAGCUGCAUGGAAGUCCAGCAGAAGCCACCCUGCCGCCCACCCCACAUACCUCUGCAAAAAGUCCCCAUAAUUUAUCAGUCCCCAGGAGGUGUGCUGUGCUAAUGUGCAUGUGGUUAGAAAUAAAGGGCAUCUCCUGCG